UGGCGCCCUCAUGUGGUCGCAGCGCUACAUGACAUGUUGCCACUUCCUGUAAAGCUGAAGGGUGGGACAGGCGGAAGCAGCGUCCUGCGGUGCUAGUAUUUUCCUCUCACCGAUAAUUUAUCACUCAACAUGCCGGCGUAUCACUCAAACCUGAUGGUCCCCGAAACCAGGCUGGUGGGGAACAUGGCCCUGCUCCCCCUCAAAACUCAGUUUAAAGGACCAGCCAGAGGAGACGGCGUAGAGUCAGACAUCAUUGAUGAGGCUAUCUACUACUUCAAAGCCAAUGUUUUCUUUAAGAACUAUGAAAUCAAGAAUGAGGCAGAUAGGACGCUGAUCUAUGUCACACUCUACAUUUCUGAAUGCCUAAAAAGGCUACAGAAGUGCAGCUCCAGGAGUCAGGGAGAGAAGGAGAUGUACACUCUGGGCAUCACUAACUUUCCCAUUCCUGGAGAACCUGGCUUCCCUCUUAAUGCUAUGUACGUCAAACCUACAAACAAGCAGGAGGAAGAGACUAUGAGGGCGUACCUCCAGCAGAUCCGCCAGGAAACUGGCCUAAGGCUAUGUGAUCGUGUGUUUGACCCCCAGACCGACAAACCCAGCAAGUGGUGGGUGUGCUUUGUCAAGAAGCAGUUCAUGAACAAAAGUCUGUCAGCUCCUGGACAGUGAACAACUCAGGACCCACAGUUUCUAUUGUAUACCUGCAACAUGGAUGGAUUUUUUUGGGGGGGGGGGAUGGGGUGGGAGGGGUCUGCUUUUGUGUUGCUAAAAGAUGAUUUUAUACUCUUUGAGUUCAAGGAUAUAUCUUUGCCGUCUGGAUGUUGAUCAUAUUGAGCUGGUGCUUAAUUCAAUAAAGCGAUCAUGAAGAUUGGAAA
Molecule: messenger RNA, 872 nt
Organism: Xiphias gladius (swordfish)
Lineage: Eukaryota; Metazoa; Chordata; Actinopteri; Istiophoriformes; Xiphiidae
Gene: arpc3
Product: actin related protein 2/3 complex, subunit 3
Exons: 7
Coding region: 130-666 (178 amino acids)
Biological process (GO): regulation of actin filament polymerization; Arp2/3 complex-mediated actin nucleation
Cellular component (GO): cytoskeleton; Arp2/3 protein complex
Molecular function (GO): actin filament binding
Source: RefSeq, a predicted model, not a curated record